Cladophialophora carrionii CBS 160.54 is the source of this 456-nucleotide messenger RNA. RefSeq lists its product as uncharacterized. Lineage: Eukaryota; Fungi; Ascomycota; Eurotiomycetes; Chaetothyriales; Herpotrichiellaceae. The record is from RefSeq and is a predicted model, not a curated record. The transcript has a single exon. Bases 1 to 456 code for a protein of 151 amino acids.
AUGUCUCUGGCGUCUCCAAUUUUCAAAGUAAUGUUCAUUUCAGGCUUCAAGGAGAGCUUGACAUCUCGAGGGACCGCCAGUGAGUCGUUGAGCAUCUCGCUGCCAGACGACGAUCCUGCCGUGUUUGUCUACCUCAGCAAAGUGGUCCACUUCCAAGACCCCAAGCUUCCAAAUAACGUCGACAUUGUGUUCGUCGAGAAUCUCGCUGUCUGGUACGAUAAGUAUCAGUGUACAGCUCCUAUCGCUAGCUGCGUCCAAGCUCCGCUGGAGAAGCUCGCUGUCUCUGCAUCGGUUGAUGACCUCCACAAGGUACUUCUUGUUGCCUGUCUUCUUGAUGCGCCACAUCUAUUCUCGAGCACCUCCUGGAAGAUACUGGUCGCCCAAGAGGAACCAUUCCUGGCGGCUCCCGAGACCAUGAAUCACCCACGGAUCCCCGUGUACCUGCUCAGUGAGUGA